CCUGUUUUCCCAUUUAUGUCAAGGUAGAUUCAGUCAGGUUAAAAAUACAGGAAGUUAAACAGUUUAGCACAAAACGUAUUCGUUUAAAGAAAACACCACGUCAGUUUUUUUUUCUUUUCACCAACAGUAUUAAUUGAUUUCGAUCAUGAAAAUAUUUUCUCUCACUAAAAACAAUAAUAUUCUCACGGGGACGUUUAGUGUUUUCCUCAGUUAUGUUACCCUGCCUGGUAAUAAUAUUUAUUUUGACAGCCCUGACCGGAUAUCAUUUGGACAGCCAUACUAUACCGCUUCCUGGCUGAUGUGGACAGGGAAAAACUGCUGGGUGAGGUCUGUUGUUGUGGCUGAGUAAAUAAUGAAGAAAAUCAGCAAAUUUGAGUCAGAAAAGGCACUGAAUUUAUCGAGUUAGUGAGGCGUAUAACUCUCUUUUAUUCUGGACCAACAGACUUCUUCUUCUAUUCCGGAGGUUCUCUUGUUCCGGUUACCCUCUCAUACCUCCAGUGUUGCGGUGCAUCUCCCAUUAGCUUUCUAUGGAUUGUUAGCGGCUAACGAAAGUCGCUAACGCUACUUGCCAGUGCUGUACACCUGUCACCAGCUCUUUUUUUUUUCUUGUCUCUUGUCUGUUUAUGUCGGUGGUUUUUUUCUUAAGGUCGGCGAAUUACCUUAAGUUGUUAACAUAAACUUUAGCUUUUUUAUUUUCUGGCCACUUUCUUCAUUGUGGAAGUCCUCACUAUCCGAAAACAACCUGCACUGCCAAAGCUAGACAAAGAAGAUGAAGUGACUAUAACUCCCCUGCGUCCAGAAAUGCAUGCUAUGAACUCUGUAUGCGUCUCACCGGAUAUUAAUAAAGCCAAAUAGCCAGCUAGUCCUGAAAAUAAUAAUAAUAACAAUGGCGUCUUCCAAAGCAAAAGGAGUCGGAGUCAACAGUGAGACCAAUUCCCUAAAAGAAAGUAAAAGCAACGCCAGCAGCCUGGCUGGAGAGGCAUCACCAAAUAACCGGAUAUACUGCCUUGAUGACCUGGAGACCAUUGCUACAGUGGGCACAGGGACUUUUGGCCGAGUCUUCCUGGUCAAGGACAAGAAGAGCAGGGCCUUCCAUGCCCUGAAGCAGAUGAAAAUCCCCGACGUGAUCCGACUGAAGCAGGAGCAGCACGUCCACAACGAGAAGGAGGUCCUGACAGAGGUCAACCACCCCUUCCUCAUCCGAUUGUUUUGGACCCACCAUGAUGACCGCUUCCUCUACAUGCUGAUGGACUACGUGCCAGGCGGCGAGCUGUUCAGCUACCUACGCAGCCGAGGCCGCUUCAGCAACGCCACCGGCCUCUUUUAUACCUCGGAGAUCGUAUGCGCCAUAGAGUACCUCCACUCCAAAGAAAUCGUCUACCGCGACCUGAAGCCCGAGAACAUCCUGCUGGACAGUGAAGGACACAUCCGCCUGACCGACUUUGGCUUCGCCAAGAAGCUCUCUGACAGGACCUGGACUCUCUGUGGUACUCCUGAGUACCUGGCUCCUGAAGUCAUCCAAAGCAAAGGUCAUGGCCGGGCAGUCGACUGGUGGGCUCUGGGCAUCCUCAUCUUUGAAAUGUUGGCUGGAUACCCGCCAUUCUUUGAUGACAAUCCAUUUGGAAUUUAUCAGAAGAUCCUGGCCGGAAAACUGGAAUUCCCACGCCAUCUGGAUUUCUAUGUCAAAGACCUCAUCAAAAAAUUUCUGGUCAUUGACCGAGCCAGGCGGCUAGGCAACAUGAAGAACGGAGCGGACGACGUGAAGAAGCAUCGGUGGUUCAAGACAAUUGACUGGGAGGCAGUUCCUUUGAGAAAACUGAAGCCUCCCAUUGUUCCGAAAGUUUCCCAUGAGGGUGACACCUCUAACUUUGAUGUGUACCCAGAGGAUGACUGGAAGAAAGACCCUCCAGUGCCUCAGAAGGACUUGGAGAUCUUCGAGAACUUCUGAUCACUCAGCCUGGUUUAUGUAUUGAUGGAAUAUCAACAUACUGUAAGGUUACAGGUACUAUCAUGGAGAAAAUCCUUAUUUAUCAAACGAGGGGAGGCGCAUUUUAUCUGUAAUAAUGGUCUCCCCGAAGACAAACUCCAAAUGAUACUGUGACGUGUGUCAUACCACAGAACGAUUUGCGUUUUAUAUUUUUAUUUAUCCGACUUAAGUCGAACCUUGCUGUUAAAAUUAUUUUUUUUUUAUCAGUUUUAUUCUCUGAGCCUGCUCAUAUGCAAAAAAAAAGAAGAAAACAAUAAAAAAGGUUCCUGAAACCAAAAGACUGUUAUAUCUAGGUUUAAAGCAGAGAAUAAUCAGGUCUUUUUUUUUUUUUUAAAAUAUUAUCAUAUUUUUUUGGGUUUUUUUUUUAAAUCUCUUUUUUAAAAAAUGUUCAUGCGGUCAUAUUUAUGUGACUCUAGACUGGUGCUGUAACUGUAAACAAGCCAGUAGUCAUAUAUGUGCAGUUUUAGACUCUGUAACACUGUAUGUUGUUAUAAGGCAGCCACUUUAUUUGAAAAUGCGUGACCGGUAGCACUUGUUGAAAAGGUGCCUUACAUCACAGCCUGAUGGGCGUGAUGUCUCGCAAUUACGUAAAGUUCACUUGAAAAUAGCGCUUUUCUCAGCCAUGCAGUGCUAAUGGAAGUUAAAUCACGGGGCUCUCGGUACAUGUGAGGUGCUGCUGAAUGUGCUGCCAUGUCUCCUACUGUAAAGUUUUCUUUUCCCAGCUCUGUUAUUUCCUGUCGUGGCUUUUAAAACCGGUUUAAUCACAGCCAAGGGACUUUGCUAUUACCUUACAGCCGCAGCUGUUCUACAAAUGAACUACGCUUUCCCCCGUGACAUUUUGCAUUCACUCAUCAUCGUUAUCAUUAUCAUCAUCAUCAUCAUCAUCAUUGCUGACAUGCUUUUAAAGGUGCAACUUCUCACUCUACAGCUAAACAUGCAGUAUUCACAUUCUGAUCAUGAUCGCUUCAGUUUAUAGUCUGUUUCCUUUUCUAUUCUGGGACAAUAGAAGCCUUUAAAAAACAUUAUUUUGUUUGCUGCCAUUAGAAUCAUAGUGCAAGGUGAUUUAUGGACCUCACCCCUUUUUGUAGAACCGCUACUCAACUAAAAGGAUCUCAUUGGUGGUCCAAAAAACAGCGCUAUGUCGAAAAAAAGGUCAAGGAGCUGUGUUAGUGAGGACAUGAUGUUUCAGAUAGCAGAGAUACAGUGUCUACACUGGCUUCAUGGUGACUUCAGCAUGUCUGCAGUAAGACUGCAACUAAUGGCUCUCCAUUAAUUAUUAUAAACGCCAAAGAAAAGCAGCAAAUCCUUCCAUUUAAGAAGCUGGAAGCAGCAAAUGUUUGACAUUUUUGCUUGAAAAGAAUUCACCGAAACGAUUAACAGAUUAUCAAAACGAUUAACAGAUUAUCAGCGGUUAGUUGAUUAAUCAAUUAAUCAAUUGAUUGUGUUAGUGAGGACAUGAUGUCCUUAGUUGAUUAAUCAAUUAAUCAACUAACCGUUGCAGCUCUAGCCAGCAGCAGCUUUUAUUAGUGUCUACAAAGGAUUUUGUAGCGUGAAACUGAAGAAAAUACUUGAAGCAUGUAAGCUCAGUACAAGCCGUUAUGUGGCCCGUGUAGACAGGGUGUCAGACCAAUUUUCUAUUUAUUUUCUUUGUUCUUUCUCAUGUUUUACGAAUAAUCAGUCCUCACAAAUUGUCGCGCACGGCUCCCACAUGCGUUUGUUGCGUUCUCUUGCAAGAGCCCUCUGUGUCGUGACUCCUACUUACCAUCUCAGUAUAAUGAAUGAGAAAGCUCAUAUAGGUCUGAACAAAACCCUGGUUUUAUUUUCUGUUUUAUUUUUUGAGCAUUUUGUCACCAUUGCUAGCCUUUCAUUGGUUUCAACCUGAAUACUGUUGUGAAAUAUGGCUGAUAACAUUAGCUCUCAUCGGUGUGUGUGUUACCUUUGGAUGUUGUUGCUUGACUGUAUAGGAGUAAAGAUUUUAAACACUGUGGGGGUUUUUUUGUGUGUAUUUUCUCUUAAUAAUCCCGAAGAUUUGUUAAGUAAGAAACCUGACUUCUUCAUCGCUCCAUGUGUUUCCUCAUUCUGCCGCCACACUCAUCGCCAUUAACUAAAACGCAUCUCAUUCCUGUCAUGUAGUUUUGUUUGCAUCCUCACCGCAGUGGUUCCGUUGUAUCCCUCUGAGAGCCUGAUCGGAUCAGGAUUCUUGAGAGCAAUGUCGACUAAUUUUCUUCUUGUGAAUCAGAAACACGUGACAAAUGGAAACAUUUUUGAAUAAGGACCCUUAAAUUUAAAGGGUAGUGACAACGUUUUGCACUUAGUGGGACAUUUGACGAUACGGCAGAACCAGAGAGAACAGAUUCUCUCUUGUCCAAACCUGGCUCAGACUUCACUCAGCUCCCUUUUUAGUGGAGUUUCCCUUUAAGAAGAACUUUGAGCGGCAGCUUUUAGGGUCAUUGGGGAAGAACUCUAGUGGUAAGAUGCAAUACUUUAAGAAUACGGUCCCAAAACUAUAAACUGAACUAUUAUCAACAUGAAAUGAAACAGGGAACUGAGAACAUUAAAUGACCUCAAAACAUAACGUAUAUCUCUUAUAUUAACUCAUAUUUCUUAUAAGUUGUUUACACUGAUAUAUCUGUGAUAAUAUUAUCCAAUAAUGUCAACCUAUCUAAAAUGUCACUUUCACUGUACACCUGGAAAAUGGUUCAAUUCCAGUUUAUGAGGUAAAUAUAAAAUCCUGGAAGCUUCAUAUUGACAUAUUGCCAUUGUUUUUCAGAAACGUGUACCAGUCAAUCCUAUAUUGUUAAUUCAUUAUCAACGAGACAAACUUCUAGUCGCUUGAUUUCGAAGGUGUUAUCAAUAUGUCCUCCCUUCUGCAUUGAACAUGUACAGUUUACUGUAUGGGCCUGCACAGCUCCGUGUCUUCUGUUUAUAUGUAGCUUUUAAUAAUGAAUAAAAGGAAUUCAUAAUGCC
Messenger RNA from Scatophagus argus, 4954 nucleotides. RefSeq names its product protein kinase X-linked (gene prkx). The transcript has 8 exons. Lineage: Eukaryota; Metazoa; Chordata; Actinopteri; Scatophagidae. Gene Ontology annotation, molecular function: ATP binding; protein serine/threonine kinase activity. Gene Ontology annotation, biological process: protein phosphorylation. The record is from RefSeq and is a predicted model, not a curated record. Bases 887 to 1948 code for a protein of 353 amino acids.